GGAGACCAGUUCCCAGGCGGUGGCCCUGGCAGAAGGUUUUCUCCUGAGCCAGGCUGAGGACAGGAAGCAGGCAGAGCAGCAGGUGAUGGAAUGAUGUCGGCAAGACCUGCUAAACCAUCUCCUCUUUGUGGUGGAGGAGAAGCUGCUGCUGUCUCACCAAAUCAGAGUCCCGUGUCCUUGGAGGAUGUGGCUGUGUACUUCACGGAAGAGGAGUGGGCUCUGCUGGAUCCUGAGGAGAGAGUUUUGCAUAACAAAGUCAUGGAGGAGAUUUGUGGAACUCUGUCCUAUCUUGACGGUGACGAGUCAGAAGCCAAGAACAAGAGAGAAGUAUGUGGGAAAGUGGUGUGGUUAAGAGACAGAUCUGAAAAGAGCAAAGAGCAGAGAAUGAAAACUGAAGCAGAAGAGAAGAGGCAGACUAAAUCUUCUGCUUUUCAAACCAGUGACUACCAUAUAACUGCAGUGCCAGAAAAGAAAGAUGAAAGAACCAAAAGAAGUCAAUAUUUUGCUUACUGGAAAAGUCUCAGUUUUAAAAGAAAAUGCAAAGCCCACUGCUAAAACCAUAAAGCAGAGAAAGUAUUUAAAUGCUUGGAAUGUGGGAAGAGCUUCAGUCACAAGACAUCUGUCACUAAUCAAAGAAUUCACACUGAGAAACCAUUUAAAUGCUUGGAAUGUGGAAAAAGCUUUUGGUGGAAGCAAGUCCUCACUUCCCAUCAAAGAAUUCACACUGGGGAGAAACCAUAUAAAUGCCUGGAGUGUGGAAAGAGGUUCAAUAAAAAAUCCUCUCUCACUUUGCAUCAAAGAAUUCACACUGGGGAAAAAACCAUAUAAAUGCCUGGAAUGUGGAAAGAGCUUCUUUAGAAAUUCCUCUCUCACUUUGCAUCAAAGCAUUCACACUGGGGAAA
Rhineura floridana is the source of this 902-nucleotide messenger RNA. Its product is annotated as zinc finger protein 436-like. The record is from RefSeq and is a predicted model, not a curated record. The transcript has 4 exons. Bases 91 to 555 code for a protein of 154 amino acids. Lineage: Eukaryota; Metazoa; Chordata; Lepidosauria; Squamata; Rhineuridae. Gene Ontology annotation, biological process: regulation of DNA-templated transcription.